AUGAAGCUCUAUAUAUUUUUGUCCUAUAUCGUGGUCAUAUACGGAGCGGAAAUAAGCGAUGAAGAGUGCGAUGGAGUUACUAUCGACGGCAUAUAUUACGACAAGGAGGUCCUGAAAACAGAUCUAGAUCGACCGUAUUCUUUAGCCGUGGACUUCGGCACCAACGUUCUAUAUUUCAGUAGCAGCGUUCAGGAAACCGACGACAUCUUUAAAACUGCCAAGAUCAACCUUUACACGAAGGAUUUCGCAGAACUGGACGGAGUAGAGAACGGCUUCGUGCAGACAGUGGAUCAGAAAAAUCACGUACCUUACAUCGGCAGCUCAAAAGGUAUCUUCAAAUACGGUUACACAGAUAAUACAGCCAAACUGUUCGCAGCACAUGACAAAGAUAUAUGGGACAUAUACUUCAAAGAUAUUUUGUACUAUUCUGAAUUUCCUUCGCUAUUUCUUUACACAGUCAAGGAAGGUCAAACAGAGCGGUUUAAAGAUCUAGAAGAUACCAAAGUAAUACAUUUUGCUAUCGAUGACGAAGACGAUAUGUUUUACACUAAUGGUACCGGCCUGUAUAGUCAGAAAAAAAAUACAAAAGACUCAGUUCUAUACAAAGAGCUGAAUAAUGGUGAAGGUGUUAGAGGGAUAACGACUGAUGUGAAUGGAAAGGUAUAUAUUUGUAUCACUGAUGGAAUAUAUAAGGUUAAUAAAUAUACAAUCACUCUGGAGAAAGUGGUUGACGUGGACGAUGCGUUUGGAGUUGCUUUCGACGGUAACAAUAAUAUUGUUUAUGCUGACGCUACAUCGUUGAUUCAUCUCAAACCUAGCAAGAAUAAAAAUUGUUAA
Molecule: messenger RNA, 837 nt
Organism: Parnassius mnemosyne (clouded apollo)
Lineage: Eukaryota; Metazoa; Arthropoda; Insecta; Lepidoptera; Papilionidae
Source: the annotation of a GenBank genome assembly